GUCCCGGUCCCGGUUCCGGCCCGGUCGGGAUUUGCCCUUCCCUGGUUUUGUCCCGGUUCUGGUCCCGGUCCCGGUCCCGGUUCUGAUCCCGGUUCCGGCCCGGACUGGCUGCCCCCUCCUCCGCGGCCCCUCCCCCGUUCUGUCCCGGUCCUGGUCCCGGUCCCGGUCCCGGUUCCGGUUCCUGGCCCGGUCCGGCCCGGAUUGGCCGCCAGCCCCGGCCCCGCCCCCUCCCGCCGGCGCUAAAACGGCCCCGGGCGGGCCCGGGACAGCGGCGACAGCGCCGGGGGGACACUGCGGGGACAGCGAGGGGACAGCACCGGGGACAGCACCGGGGACAGCACCGGGGACAGAACCGGGGACAGAACCGGGGACAGAACCGGGGACAGCGAUGGCCCCGGAGCGGCGGCUCCCGCUGCUGCUGGCCCUUGUCACCGCGCUGCUCGCGGCCACCGCCGCCACCCACGGCCCCGCGGGUGCCCUGGACGUGGCGGUGUCGGGGGAGGGACAGACCCCAGAGCCCCCCGGUCCCGCCCGGCUGGAGGCGUCGGGAGAGAGUGACCUCAGCACCUCAGCGCAGCUGGGCAAAGCUGUGACGUCACUGGCCAUGCCGGGGUCCCCGCUGGCCCCCGAGCCCCGGGACCCCCCCCCGGGGGGCGACCCCCCGCCCCGAGAGCGGCUCCGAGAGCGCCCACCCCCCCCGGGGGGCGCAGAGAGGGCUGUGACGUCGCCGCUCCCGAUGGAUUCUCCCGCGGAACCUUCCGGAACCUUCCCCGCGUGUCCCCCCCGCUUCCCCCCCGCGUGUCCCCGCUGUCCCCGGGCCGGGUCCCGGGGGUGGCCGGACCCCCCCGGUGUCCCCUCCCCCCCCCAUGUCCCCUCCCCCGCCACAAUAAAGUCACUGCAGAGGCAGCGCCAGCGCUGGGGGAGGGAUCCUGCCCCGAGGGUCCCGAUCCCACCCGAGGGUCCCGGGAGGGUCCUGAUCCCACCCGAGGGCCCCAAUCCCACCUGA
Passer domesticus (house sparrow) is the source of this 1006-nucleotide messenger RNA. RefSeq names its product proline-rich protein HaeIII subfamily 1-like. The coding region runs from base 389 to 1006 and encodes 205 amino acids. NCBI's taxonomy places the organism in Eukaryota, Metazoa, Chordata, Aves, Passeriformes, Passeridae. The record is from RefSeq and is a predicted model, not a curated record. The transcript is spliced from 8 exons.